Scutellospora calospora is the source of this 289-nucleotide messenger RNA. Lineage: Eukaryota; Fungi; Glomeromycota; Glomeromycetes; Diversisporales; Gigasporaceae. The record is from the annotation of a GenBank genome assembly.
AUGAAACGUACCUCACGUAUCAGAGAAGGUUCCAAAGUAACUAUCUUGAGAUCAAGUGUGGGUGAAGUAAUUGCUCAUCCACUUCUUGGAACUAGGUGGAAAACUAGGCGAAUCUUAGCUACAGUUAUACAACCAGCACUUAGUAACAACCGUUGGGUAAUCAGGUUUGAUGAAACCCUAGAAGUAGAAAUUGAAGCCUCUGCAGCCUGUAUGAAGUUCGUAACCAAUGAAAGUUCAAGUGAUAGUCUUUACAAUGAAGACAAUGAUUUAUUACCUGAAUUAGUCAUUA